Molecule: messenger RNA, 957 nt
Organism: Striga hermonthica
Lineage: Eukaryota; Viridiplantae; Streptophyta; Magnoliopsida; Lamiales; Orobanchaceae
Source: the annotation of a GenBank genome assembly
AUGGAUUCUGACCCGCGGCAGUAUGAGAACAUUGGUGUGAAUAAUAACGACAUCAACAAGAUUAUCCUAUCAUAUCUUGUGCACAAUUGCUAUGAAGACACGUUGAAUGCUUUCAUUGCAUGUACUGGGGAAAAGCAUCCCGUCAGCAAUAUGGAGGACUUGGAGAAAAGGAAACAAAUAUACCAUGUGGCAUUCGACGGGAAUGCGUCCGAGGCCAUCCGGUUGACAGAAGAAUUUGCUCCUGGCUUGUUGGAUGAUGAUAAGACUUUACAUUUUGACCUCUUGAGUCUUCAGUUUAUUGAGAUUGUGUGCUCUAGAAAACUUGAUGAUGCUUUAAGUUUUGCUCAGUCGAAGUUGAAUCCCUUUGCAAAAGAACAGAGAUUUGUGGACAAGCUUAAAGACUGUGUUGGUCUUCUUGUGUAUGACGAACCAGAGAAGUCCCCAAUGUUCCAUCUUUUAAGCCCAGAACGUAGACAGCACAUUGCAGACAGUUUAAACAGAGCAAUUCUCGCACACACUAAGCUUCCCAGCUACUCGGUAAUGGAAAGGCUAAUACAGCAGACAACCGUUGUUGGACAGUAUUUAAGUCAAGAAUUCAGUAAGGUGGGCAAUAAUUUCCCAGCAACCCAUGAGUCGAGAGCGAGAGCAGCCCAAAUUGAAGUUCAAGGUGGAGAUGAAGGUGAUGAAGAGGAGAUGAACCUUCUCCUCGAGGGAGGCCCGUCCAUCGAGCCCGAUCAACCAAUGGAGGAGGAUAUUUCGGAUUUGCACGAGAUGAUGAGUGCCCUCUACUCAGAAGUGCAGGGACUCCGGAAUGAGGUGGCGGAGUUGCAGGAGGGACUCCAGGCUGAUGUCACGGAGAUGCGGAUAGACCUUAAUGAAAUAAGAGUCGACAUCCGGUCGAUCCUUCAGCUCCUUCAACAAAAUGCAGGACGACAUAUCCUUCCGCCACCUCAGUAG